AUGGCUGUCACGGCAUCGACAACCACCAGCCAUGGCUCCGCGUCCGUCACUGUAGACUCGCUACCAAAGCUCACAGCUGUCGGCCAGCGUCUGGAGCACAUCAUAAGAUACUCGCUUGACCGGUUCCAGUUCAGGAACGCCAUCUUUCUGGCAGAGAGGCUCUACUACCACACACGCGGUACUGGUCACACGACAGAGGAACACGAAUAUGCCCAGUAUUUGCUUGCAACGUGUCAAUACAGGCAAGGACAACCUGAACUGGCAUGGGCGAGUCUCGAUGGUUGCACCUCGAUCAGGAAUCGGUACCUGUUUGCCCAGUGCUGUCUGGAUUUGAGGCGGUAUGCCGAGUGCAACGGCGUUCUGGAGUGGCUCCUGCAGGAGGCUUUACCUGCCUGUUCUGCCACUGCUCAGCAGCGGCACAAGUUGGCGAUCAAAUACUUUACGCAGGCUCUUGAAGCCAAUCCGUUUUUGUGGGAAGCGCUCGAGAACCUUUCUGAGCUUGGUUCUGCGCCGGACCCAAAUAGCAUCUUUGCAGAGUUUGACGCCACGAUCGCCAACGUCUUUGCUUCUCGACCAGUACUGGUAAUACAACGUGUCAAAUCAGCAAUGCCGAACCCACCAGCGCCACCAAUAAUCAAGCUUGAGGAUCUGCAGGAUGAAAACAUCAACGAGACAGCAACCGAGCCUUCAUAUAAUCAGAGCAGCGUCCCAGCACACGACUUGACAAAACCCAGACAAGGAUUUCUCCCGACCAUCGACACCAACAGCAUGGCCGUACUUGCUCAAAUAUCUGAGGGAAAUGGGAUCGACAAACCUAAUACCCUCCUCAGGCGAGGCACUGCAGGACAUAUGAAGAGGCCAUUCGAGCGAACCAAACAGGAACCAGCUGCGAGUGCUGUGGCGCCAGCAGUAUCAAAAGCCGAGUUACAAGAAGAGCUGGAAGCGUUGCGCAUUGUGGCCGAUACCUUCAAGAUCCUAGCGAGGGCAUAUGGCCUCUUCUCUCAAAACAAGUUCACCGAGUCUAUGGUGGAGUAUGAGUCCCUGCCGUAUGAACACCUGGCAAGCGGUUGGGUCCAAUGCCAACUCGCCAAGAACAAGUUUGAAAUGACAGACUAUACCACGGCUGCCCAGUACUUCCAGCGUGCAAGGGAGAUGGAGCCAAGUAUACACAGAGACAUGGAAAUCUACUCAACAUGCUUGUGGCACUUGAAACAGGAGAUGAAACUCUCGGCACUCGGCAAGGAACUCAAGGACUCUAACCACCACUCGCCGCAGGCUUGGUGUGCGCUCGGGAACGCCUACAGUUUACGGAACGAGAACGAUCAGGCGCUAAAGUGUUUUCAGCGGGCUAUACAAUUGGACGAUCGGUUUGCUUACGCCCACACGCUUUCUGGACAUGAAUAUAAGGGCCUGGAAGAGUACGAUAAGGCCCUAACGGAGUACCGUACCGCUUUGAGCAUUGAUGAUAGACACUACCCCGCAUGGUGCGGUAUGGGAGAUGUGUACAUCAAGGUUGGCAAGAGUGAUCUUGCACUGAUUCAUUACAAAGAGGCUCAGAGACUGAACCCGUCCAACACCGUAGUGAUUUUCCUGGUUGGCAUUGUUCAAGAGAGGAUGAACAGGACGACAGAAGCCCUGCGGUCGUUUGAGGAAGCGAUCCAUCUUCAGCCAGGGCACGCUAUGGCCCGAUUCGAAAAGGCCAAAGUGCAGAAGGAGAUGGGUCAAUAUACGGAAGCGUUGAAGGAGCUCGAUGUGGUCCAUAAGAUUGCUCCGACAGAGCCGCGGGUCUUUAUGCUCCAGGGCGAAAUUCUCCUUGAGAUGGGCGACAAGAAAGAGGCUCUGAAGAAACUGACAUGGGCGCUUGACCUUGAUAGCAAGUCGUCCCAUGCCAUUCGGGAUCUCAUCGACAAGGUCAACCAAGAUUCUGAUACGGAAGAGCAAGGCUAUGACAUCCAGCACGACUCGGAUGGAUGA
Messenger RNA from Linnemannia hyalina, 1974 nucleotides. The record is from the annotation of a GenBank genome assembly. Lineage: Eukaryota; Fungi; Mortierellomycota; Mortierellomycetes; Mortierellales; Mortierellaceae.